Phytomonas sp. EM1 is the source of this 1074-nucleotide messenger RNA. Lineage: Eukaryota; Euglenozoa; Kinetoplastea; Trypanosomatida; Trypanosomatidae. The record is from the annotation of a GenBank genome assembly.
AUGGCCACCCCUAAAACCAUCGCCGAUCUGGAGGCUGCGUAUGAAAAGCUCCAGGGCAGUCCGGAAUGCCAUUCGCUGCUGAAAAAAUACCUUUCGCGGAAAGUACUCGACGAGAUUCGCUCCCGCCGCACCGCGAUGGGGGCGACGUUGCUCGACGUGAUCCAAUCCGGGGUAGCGAACCUCGACUCCGGCUGUGGGGUUUACGCGCCGGAUGCGGAGUCCUACAAGACUUUCGCCCCGUUGUUUGAUCCCAUUAUUGAGGAUUAUCAUCAGGGAUUUAAACCGAACGACCGCCAGCCCGCGAUGAACUUCGGAAGCAUGAGCGACUUCGUGGAUCUCGAUCCGGAAGGGAAGUACAUCGUCUCGACGCGCGUGCGUUGCGGGCGGAGCAUUGUUGGGUUUCCGUUUAACCCCCUCCUGACGGAGCCGCAGUAUCGCGAGAUGGAAGGGAUGGUGAAGGAAACCCUCGAGCACCUCGACGGGGAGCUUAAAGGCAGUUACCACCCGUUGCUCGGGAUGAGCAAGGAAACGCAGCAGCGGCUGAUUGACGAUCACUUUCUCUUCAAGGAGGGCGAUCGCUUUUUGCAGGCCGCGCACGCAUGCGAGCACUGGCCGGUCGGUCGCGGGAUCUUCCAUAACGACAAGAAAACAUUCCUCGUUUGGGUGAACGAGGAGGAUCACCUGCGGAUUAUCUCCAUGCAGAAGGGCGGCAACCUCAAGGAGAUCUUCGGCCGGCUGAAGACGGCGGUGGAUACGAUCGAGAAGAAAAUCCCCUUCUCGCGGGAUGAUCGGCUGGGGUUUUUGACAUUUUGCCCGACGAACCUCGGGACGACGAUUCGCGCGAGCGUGCUGAUCAAACUCCCUCAUCUCUGCGCGGAUCGCGCGAAGCUGGAGGAGGUGGCGAAGCGCUACAGCCUGCAGGUGCGCGGGACCGCCGGGGAGCACUCCGAAAGCAAAGACGGCAGCUAUGAUAUCAGCAACAAGCGCCGUCUGGGGCUGACCGAGCACGACGCGGUGAUGGAGAUGCAGAAGGGCGUGCUCGAGCUCAUUCGGCUUGAGAAGGAGUAUAAAUAA